CGGAAAAAAUAACUGGACCUUUAACAAGCAGCGAUACUUCAGAAUUCGGAUUCCCGGAAUAAAUUAUCUAGGGUUUGCAAAAGAGGUGAAACCCGCAAAUGGAAGGCUGGGACCCGAAUACGAAGUCGACGCUAACACAGAUCCCGCUACUGACGACGAAGGCGGGUCCCAGAGACGGAGCGGCAUGGACUCAGCGGCUGAAGGAGGAGUAUAAGGCUUUGAUCGCCUACACGCAGAUGAAUAAGUCCAACGACAACGAUUGGUUCCGGAUAUCCGCCGCCAAUCCGGAAGGGACGCGUUGGACCGGCAAGUGUUGGUACGUCCAUAACCUUCUCAAGUACGAAUUCGAUCUCCAGUUUGAUAUCCCCGUUACUUAUCCAGCCACUGCUCCCGAGCUCGAGUUGCCCGAACUUGAUGGCAAGACUCAGAAGAUGUACAGAGGAGGGAAGAUUUGUCUGACCGUGCAUUUCAAGCCACUUUGGGCAAAAAAUUGUCCUAGGUUUGGAAUAGCACAUGCACUGUGUUUGGGACUUGCCCCGUGGCUUGCUGCAGAGAUUCCGAUUCUCGUCGAUUCCGGGAUGAUCAAGCAUAAGGAUGAUGCAGCCACAUCGAAUGAGUCUUAGCACGUCGAUUCUGGGAUGAUCAAGUAUAAGGAUUAUGCAGCCUCAUCGAACAAGUCUUAGAAUUUUGGAUGUUAAAGGUGAAGGUUGAGUUUUUCAUAAAUAAGCGCACGGGCAAUAAUUAUACAAUUUCAUUGACAAAUUAUUCUGUCUUGUGAUGAAUUGAUAAUGUCGAAACCUCUUGAUUUCUUACUUUUGAAAUGCAAAUAGGAUCUAAUACUGUUAUUGAA
This is a messenger RNA of Gossypium raimondii (Peruvian cotton), 850 nucleotides long. RefSeq names its product ubiquitin-fold modifier-conjugating enzyme 1. NCBI's taxonomy places the organism in Eukaryota, Viridiplantae, Streptophyta, Magnoliopsida, Malvales, Malvaceae. The record is from RefSeq and is a predicted model, not a curated record. Gene Ontology annotation, molecular function: UFM1 conjugating enzyme activity. The transcript has 3 exons. Gene Ontology annotation, biological process: protein K69-linked ufmylation. Bases 99 to 623 code for a protein of 174 amino acids. Gene Ontology annotation, cellular component: cytoplasm.